AUGAAAUGCCUAACGUUCUUGCGCCAUCAUCCACCACUGGGCUGGGAUGCCAAAAUGCAGCUCUUCAGUUCGACUAAAACACGGCUCAUUGCACUUUGCACCUUCUUGUCGCUGGGUGGAUUUUUGUUUGGGUACAACUUGGUUGCCAUGGCAAGUGUCAUGGUUAUGCCUAACUUUUUGAAGCACUUUCGCAUUGUUGAGGAAUUGGAAGUAUACACUAUCAUUAUCACUACCAUGAUGAUCGGUGCUGUUGUCGGUGCCUUGUUGGGUGGUCCAUUGGCGGAUUUCCUUGGUCGUCGUGGUCUUGCUCUUUUUGGCUCCUUGUUAUGCAUGCUGGGAAAUUUACUACUGGUGGCAGCCGAUGAAAUGGCAAAGAUAUACGCAGGUCGCACCUUAGUGGGCAUCAGUGUUGGAAUGUUGUCAAUGGUAGUCCCGCUUUACAUCACAGAGAUUGCAACACCCAGCUCUCGGGGAAGAUUCAUUGCUUUCCAUCAGCUAUGCAUCGUUCUUGGUAUUUCGGUCGACUUUUGGAUCACGUUUGGAUGCACAUCAUUGCAAACUAGUCGUUCAUGGAGGAUCCCACUUGGUGUGCAGCUCAUACCUAAUGCUAUCUACGCGAUUGGCUUGUUCUUUGUUCCGCAAAGCCCAAGAUACUUGAUACAGAAGCAUCGUGACAAGGAAGCGAUACGGACACUCGCUAUGAUACGAGGAGAUGGAAGUACACGACAUCGAGAGGUGCUAAUGGAGUUUGCCGAAAUCAAGCAGAGGAUAUGCUUUGAAGAAAGAUACACCAAGAAAGGAUACAGGGAGCUAUUUCGUCGUAGCAGCGAUAACAAUCUUCGUCGUGUGAUCCUUGCGUGUGCAUCAUUGGCAUUUCAGCAACUUACAGGAGCCAAUACCCUUAUGUUGUAUUCUCCACUCAUCUUCCGUGCUAUUGGGCUCAAUGGGCAUGUAGCCACACUUUUUGCAAACGCCAUCAGUGGAUCGGUGAUUGUGGUUUCAACGCUGUUACCUGUAUGCUUAAUUGAUCGAUGGCAUCGACGACAUGGGAUGAUUGCCGGUGCUGUACUCAGUGCUUUAUGGAUGGCUAUCCUAGCAGCUAUAUCAUCAGUCGCUGGGAGCCGAUUUUCUGGGAUGGGGGAUUUUUACGAUCAUCUCUCGGAUCAAACCACAGCAUUGUUCCUACAUGAGCCACGUGCAAGUUCCGUUGCGUUCUUUGUGAUAUUCUACUUAUUCCUUGCCACGUAUGGAUGUUUCUGGGCACCAUUGGGAUGGAUCUAUCCAGCGGAGCUCUUCCCAAAUGGCGUUCGUGCUAAGGGAUUUAGCAUUGCCACGGCUGUCAAUUGGUUUUUCACUUUUGGUGUGACAGAACUUUCGCCCAUCGCACUUACCAGCAUUCAAUGGAAAGUUUUCUUGGUCUAUUGUAUUUUCAGCAUAUGUAUUGCGGUCAUUGUAUAUCUUUACUUUCCAGAAACAAAGGGCAUGUCGUUGGAGGAGAUCGAUUUGCUGUUCAGUGCCAACUUUAGGUUUUAUGAUCCUAAUUUACCUCAUCCUCGAGCAGCGAAUGAAACAUUGGAACAAAUUGACCAACGAUACAUUAAGGAUCGCCGAGUACUACAAUUUGGGCACGAUUACCCUACUACUUCAAGUCCGGAGCCUUCUACAUUGCCUGAAGAUAUUAUUAGAAACCCCACACCUAUACUCUAA
Molecule: messenger RNA, 1707 nt
Organism: Lichtheimia ornata
Lineage: Eukaryota; Fungi; Mucoromycota; Mucoromycetes; Mucorales; Lichtheimiaceae
Exons: 11
Coding region: 1-1707 (568 amino acids)
Biological process (GO): carbohydrate transport; transmembrane transport
Cellular component (GO): membrane
Molecular function (GO): carbohydrate:proton symporter activity
Source: RefSeq, a predicted model, not a curated record